This is a messenger RNA of Brassica oleracea var. oleracea, 534 nucleotides long. RefSeq lists its product as uncharacterized. The coding region runs from base 1 to 534 and encodes 177 amino acids. NCBI's taxonomy places the organism in Eukaryota, Viridiplantae, Streptophyta, Magnoliopsida, Brassicales, Brassicaceae. The transcript has a single exon. The record is from RefSeq and is a predicted model, not a curated record.
AUGGCUACUUCAAAGGCACCCGCGGCUAAGACAGGGCGAUCCCCUAUCCCCAACCUCUUUGUUAUAGCCAUGAACACUCUCUCUCUUAUGUUGAACCAGGCUGCUCAGGAAAUGAAAUUCAACUACCACCUCAACUGCCAGACCUCCAAACUCACCCACUUAAGCUUUGCGGAUGACUUGCUAAUCUUUAUAGAUGGGUCUCUCAGCUCGGUUCAGGCUGUCCUCCUGGUUCUUCGAGAGUUCGAAUUAAGAUCAGGCCUUGCUGUCAGUGUCCAAAAGUCCUCCUUCUUCGCAUCUGGCCUAUCAACUCAUGAAACACACCUGAUCCAAUUCUCAACAGGGAUGCCAAUGGGCACGCUACCAGUUCGCUACUUGGGGAUUCCAUUAUGCAUUAAAAAGCUAUUUCUCCUAAAUUGUGAAGUCCUCCUCCAGCAGAUAAAGAGCAGAUUGUCAUCUUGGAGCGCUAAAUCACUGUCCUUUGUUGGAUGUCUCCUCCUCAUAAAAGCUGUUAUCACUGGCAUAACAACCUUCUAG